AUGAACCUGGCCAAAGCAUGCUCAGCCAAGCCUGGAAGCAAAGCAGUGAGUCUCUUUAAGUAUGUCAACUCGCCCCAGGCACAUGCAGACGGUGAACGGGACGGUGAAUGGGACAGCAAACGGGACGGCGAACAGGACGGUGAACAGGACGGUGAAUGGGACGGCGAAUGGGAUGGCAAACAGGAUGGUGAAUGGGAUGGUGAACAAGAUGAGAACAAAGAUGAUGACAACAGCAACAAGGAUGACAACAACAAUAUCAAUAACAAGUACAAUGACGAUGAUGGCGAUGAUGGUGAUGGUGACAGCAAGGAAGCCAGCCAACCAGACACUCACCCAGAGGACGUUGCAUUGCCACCAGCAAGAGUUGCUUGUGGCAACACAAGUUCACUGGUUGUUAUGAAGAACUCCUGUGGAGUUAAGCAUACAGGCCCAAGCAUGUAUGACGUGGUGCCGAAGAAGAUGUGCACCAAGUUGGCCUCCAGUGGCUCUUGCGAGGAUUUGGAGGACCUGGAAUCUUCGCUUUGCAGCCAACUGGUGGCAUGGCUAGUGUUGCCAGAGGGCUUGCUGCUGUUGUGUAAGCGCAAGUGUGAUUUGUUGGUCGACGCUGAGACCACGAUGCGACCCCAGCCUCCGGCUGAUGCUGAGCGGUCGACUCAAGGGGAUGACCAGGCCAUGAGUGCUGCAAAGCAACUUGUGCGCCUGGCCAAUAUGCAGCCCAGCACCCAGCAGCCUUGCCAAGAUCUGGAUGAGCUGACUGAGGCUGAGAUUGACUCAGUCUGCAAGCACUCAGCCCCUAGGAAGAGUGGGUGGAAGUGGGUGCUGACUGAAUGCACACUCAAACACGCCCAGCAAUCACCUGCCCCUGCCCACAUCAAUGACAACCUGAAGGUGGUUGAUGGGGACAAGCUCUGCCAGUGGAUUAGCAAUCUGCCCGCCUGGGCUGUUCCUCCGCCUGCAGCCCUAGAGGCUGUGAUCAGAUCUGUAAUGGGCGUGGACGACUUAGAGUGGGACCCCAUGGCGAAUGGAACCAUUGCGCUCAAGUUCGAUACGGAGCAAGUCUGGAUGGCCCGCCGGAACAUCAAGAUCUACAUCGCCUACAGGCCUAGGACGGCAGACGGCGGACGGCGGAUGGUGGACGGCGGACAGCGGACAGCGGACGGCGAUGUAUGGCAGCAGCUACGGCGGACAGCGGACGGCGAACAACAGCCAGGCUAG
Molecule: messenger RNA, 1215 nt
Organism: Acanthamoeba castellanii str. Neff
Lineage: Eukaryota; Discosea; Longamoebia; Acanthamoebidae
Exons: 7
Coding region: 1-1215 (404 amino acids)
Source: RefSeq, a predicted model, not a curated record